GUGAGAAUUGCAUGGCACAAUAUAUAAAGCUCUAACUCCAAAUCCAGAAUUUUGUUUCAGUGCAUGUUUUGGUUCUAUCUGGUAACAAUGGAUCAAGAAAUGGGUGUCAAAGUGUACAAUGCAACUCCACCAGCAGAGGAAGGAGGAAGAAACAAGAACCCGCAGCAGAACAAGCGUCGUGCGAUGAUGGCAAAGGGUGUUCAGAAAACUCUAUCCAAAACCUCUCUCCUCGGAAACUUCCUUCCCACGGGAACUCUCCUCACCUUCGAGAUGGUGCUGCCUUCCAUCUACAAGAACGGAGAGUGCAGCCACGUGCAGACCCUCAUGAUCAACUUCCUCCUCUCUGUCUGCGCCCUCUCCUGCUUCUUCUUCCACUUCACCGACAGUUUCCACGGCCCUGACGGAACCCUCUACUAUGGCUUCGUCACCACGCGCGGCCUCUCCGUCUUCAAGCCUUCUCUCCCCGCCGUGCCUGUGCCCAGCGACGACAAGUUCAAGGUGGGCUUCACCGACUUCGUCCACGCCGUCAUGUCCGUGAUGAUCUUCGUGGCCAUUGCUGUUUCCGAUCACAGGGUCACCAACUGUUUGUUCCCUGGGCACGAGAAGGACUUGGAGCAGGUUAGGGAGAGUUUUCCUCUCUUGGUGGGACUCCUUUGCAGUGGCUUGUUCCUCGUCUUUCCCACUUCCAGACAUGGCAUUGGUUGCAUGUCUGCUUAGUUCCUUCUCUUCCUUUCAUCAACAAAUUUAGGAUUAUAAUGUAUGAUGUUUGAUUCUGUUCAUAAUGUAUAUGUUGUAUGAUUCUCUUUGUUACUGACAUCUUCAUAAUGUAUGAUGUAUAUGAUGUAUGUUCUCCUCCAU
This is a messenger RNA of Vigna unguiculata (cowpea), 858 nucleotides long. Its product is annotated as protein DMP9 pseudogene. NCBI's taxonomy places the organism in Eukaryota, Viridiplantae, Streptophyta, Magnoliopsida, Fabales, Fabaceae. The record is from RefSeq and is a predicted model, not a curated record.